This is a messenger RNA of Haplochromis burtoni (Burton's mouthbrooder), 2395 nucleotides long. Its product is annotated as transcription elongation regulator 1-like protein. The transcript has 3 exons. The record is from RefSeq and is a predicted model, not a curated record. Gene Ontology annotation, cellular component: nucleus. Bases 705 to 1031 code for a protein of 108 amino acids. Gene Ontology annotation, molecular function: RNA polymerase binding; transcription coregulator activity. NCBI's taxonomy places the organism in Eukaryota, Metazoa, Chordata, Actinopteri, Cichliformes, Cichlidae.
CUGCUUUGCCCUGAUUUGCCCAGCUGUGUUUCCCUUCUGUCUCCCAUUCACUGAUUGCUCCCUCUGUGUCAUCUCCCUGAGUUUCUCCCUCCGUAUCAACAGGCUUUAGGUCUGUUUUGUCAGUUCUCCCAGUAUAGGUAAUCCUUAGGUUCUGUUUAUACACUCUACUUUUCUGUUUGUACCAUCAUCCCACGCUGUGUGUUCCAUCCAUCUGCCUGCCAGUUUAGUUUCUGUAUUCCCAGUUCAGCCAGUUUUUUGUUUUUGUCAUGUGGUAAUAAAUCUUUGUUUUGAGUCUGCACUUUUGGAUCCAUCAUUACUCCUAUCCUGCUGGAUUUGGUGGAUCAGACCCCCACUAUCUGAAGAACAAUGAUCGAUCUUCAUUCACUGAAAGACAGAAUUGAGCUUCAUCACAGCCACAAUUCUCCGACUUACAGUUAUGUUUUACGUGUAUCUGUAUGUGUCUCUUUUUUGUAUUUGUGUUUAAAAUUGUUUCUUUUUCACCUCAUGUUGGUUUGAGGAUUAAAAAACUGUAUAGAUAGCAUUAUUGAUCUUAGUCAAUAUGUGUAAUGCACCUCCAUAUAAAUUAGAUUUAUUAAGAGUCACCCUGCCAGGAUAAAUACAGACUGAACCAUUAAAUUUAAAUAUUGACCUGUGGCUCUCCUCAGGUGUCUGCAUUCUCCACCUGGGAGAAGGAGCUUCAUAAGAUGGUAUUUGACCCUCGAUACCUGCUGCUGACUUCAGAUCAGAGGAAACAGGUGUUUGAUCAGUUUGUGAAGAGCAGGAUGAAGGAUGAGUACAAAGAGAAGAAGAGUAAAUUGCAGAAAGCCAGAGAAGAGUUCAAACAGCUGCUGGAGGAAGCAAAGAUCACCAGCAGAACAACUUUUAAGGAAUUUUGUGUUCGUUAUCGGGAUGACCAGCGAUUCAGCACUCUCACCAGGAAGAAGGAACAGGAAGUACUCUUUAGCCAUUACAUCACAGCCUUAAAGAAACGAGAGAAAGAGAACAGAACCAGACUGAGGAAGAUGAGAUGAGAACAUGUCUGAGAAAGAACCUUACAGAACCAUCUACAACAUUUAUAGAACCCUUUUAGGUCCUUCCAAAUCUUCAGAAAACCUGCCGGGAACUCCUGUCUCACUGCACUCAUGCCUCCCGAUUCCUGGAUUUAGACUCAUGUUUUGUUUAACAAAGUGAACUGGGACUAUCAAACUGUCUGUGGUUUUGUUGGACAAACCUGAAUGGGACCAGAACCAUCAUUCUCAGUAGAUUCUCAUGGUUCUAGACUUUGUAAAUUGUCAGGUGAGUAUGAACCUGAACCAACAUUAGACCAUUUUCUAGGGUGAACUGCACUUCGUCAUCUGGAUCUGCUGGACUGGAUCUAAUUCAUAGUCUCAUUCAUAACUGACAGAAACGAAAACCAGAGCACAAAAACAAAUGUUCAUGUGUCUGACUGUUUCUUUGUCCUGUAAAGACUAUUCAUUCAAACUUUAUCAACACCGCAGCUUCCUAGACUUAAAAAUGGACCUAAUAACAGAUUAAAAACAAUAACAAGUAGAAAAAAGACCAUAAACAAAGAGAUUAGUGAGUAAACACAUUUUAAACUCUGAGGGCAGAUAACUGUGUAAAGACAAAUACUGAACUAAUCUACAGACAAACUCAGAAAAGCCAAACUUCAUUUGUGUAAUCUGAGAAACAAACAAAAAACCCCAAAAAGGAAUGAAUACACGAGCUCUUUAGAGGCUCUCCCUCCUCUGUAAAGGUAAGCAUGAAUGCAAAAACAAAGAGAAUAGAGAGCCACAAUCCUCUGACCUUUCAUAUGCAAAGGGAAAAAGGUGGGACAGAUAUGAUAACAUCAAGCUUGCAAAUAUCAGCGAGUUUAGUCAGGUGCUGAUAAUGCUGGGCUUACACUGUGCGAUUUUUUUUGGCUUGUUUUGGUCAUCAGCCCGAGUUUCGCCUUCAUCGUGUGUCGUGUAGUAUACGUGGGGUAACGAGAAGCGAUUAACACCUCACGACCAGCUCCCGAUCAUCAAUCGCUCGGUCGUAAGAAAAUCAAACCUGUUUGAAAUCCCGUCGGCCGUCGAGAGGGCGUCACCGCAGCCUCUCACGCUGCGCACGCGCAAACACAGAAAUGAAAGUGAAAAGAAGCAGCACGGCAGUGCAGCGUGUGAUCUGGACACAAGCGAUGGAGGCACAACUUGUAAAACUUUGGCUCAUCCGAGCCUUUUCCAUGUGGCCUCACAGAAUUAUCACGACCACAACAACCGUGGAAAUAGUUGGAUCUACAUGCUGCUCAGUCACAGCUGAUCAUGUUUUUCAUUAGCAGUUUAGCAAAGAUGAUGGUGGUGGUGUGUCUGUGUGAGUGAAAGACAGAGAGCGAGAGACAGGUUUUCUGUUAUAA